UCAUGAUCGUCUACAUCGGCUUCCUGCACGACCAAUCGUUCUUCUGGCUGUUUCCUUCGUCGAUUCUGUUUCGACGUCGCCCGUUGUGCGGUCUCUCGGGAGUGGUUUAGGACACUUAUCCUCAUCGGCGACGUUAGAUUCGAGGCAGCAUCAAGUACGACGUUUUCGCUUUCGUCUUCAAGCCUCUGAGGAUCGUAGUCUGCUUCCCUGACUUUCGAACCAUGGCACGAGUGCGUGAUACGGAGUACAUCAGUGCCUCAGAUCCCAACAAAGCAACUGCAAUAGUUGGCACAGUCUUCAUGCCUUCGACUACUUUCGAACAUCCCGGCGCCGUCGCCAUUCCUUCUUCGAUGAAAACCUAUCCGCUCCGCCUACCCAGCUAUCGUGCCUCAUACCUGGGCAGAUAUCAUCCUUACAGCAGAAAGUCAAACAAGCCCGUAGACCUGAUGAAAAGAAUUGACCUACCAUUUGAGCAGUCAGGGCGACUCAGCUCCGCAUUGUCGGUAGUUUCGGAGGAAGAUGAAUAUGAAGAAGCAAUUAUCGAGCCGCCUGCAAAUUCCUAUGAACAACCCAAGCUCAUCAUCAUAGAACGCCAGCCUGCUACGUACACCAACUUGGUCCGGCGGAUGAAUGCUUUUGCUAUAGCUCUGGUUCGUCACAUUCGGAGGAGAAGCACGAUGAAACCCGAAGUGUAACCAUCUCGCGCUUAGUGCUCAUCCUCUGUAGUGAGUCUUCUUGAUUAUAUUUCUUAGUCCCCAACACCCGUCGCGCCGCUAAUGUAGAUACGACUUGUACUUUACCAUGGACCUAUAUUGCUUCUCGGACAUACAUUCGCAUAGUCACCCUGCUCACUUGUAUAUACCUAGAGUUUGAAUGAAAAAAAAUAUGGCUACGUAUUGGUUGGCUUA
Messenger RNA from Somion occarium, 908 nucleotides. The record is from the annotation of a GenBank genome assembly. Lineage: Eukaryota; Fungi; Basidiomycota; Agaricomycetes; Polyporales; Cerrenaceae.